AUGGAUUCUUCUUCAAACCUCACUUCGCUUCCAGAAGAAACAACCAUCCAAUCCCCCAAGCACCACCAGCCACCACCCCAGCCCCGCCCCCUCUCCGCCUUCGCCGCCCGCCCCGAUCGCCCAGCAACCCAGACCAGCUCCGUAAAGUUCGCACCUUUGGAUUGGAAGGCCUAUUUCGACAAAGAAGACGACAUCUCCAUUCCGGACUCCGAGGAUGUGUUUCAUGUGUAUAUGGCAGGAACAGAGGGUCCUGUUGUGUUUUGCCUUCAUGGUGGUGGCUUCUCUGGGCUUUCAUUUGCCUUGUCAGCAAGUCAAAUCAAGGAGAAGGCUCGAGUAGUUGCCAUGGACUUGAGAGGACACGGAAGGACAACUACAGAAAAUGACAAUGAUCUUUCUAUUGAGACCAUGUGCAAUGAUGUUCACGCUGUUCUGAAAGCAAUGUAUGGAGAUUCGCCUCCUGCAAUUGUGCUUGUUGGCCACAGUAUGGGAGGGUCAGUUGCUGUGCAUGUUGCUGCAAAAAAAACAUUGCUGAACUUGGCUGGGCUGAUCGUUGUAGAUGUUGUUGAGGGAACAGCUAUGGCUUCGUUGAUACAUAUGCAAAAAAUUCUAUCAGGCAGAACACAUCAUUUUUCAAGCAUUGAGAAAGCGAUAGAAUCGACUAUAAAGGGAGGUUCUUUGAGAAAUAUUGAGUCUGCCCGUGUAUCAGUACCUACCACAUUAAAGUAUGAUGAUUCAAAGAAAUGUUACGUUUACAGAGCACGACUCGAGGAAACAGAACAAUAUUGGAAAAACUGGUAUGAAGGCCUUUCUGAAAAAUUUCUGUCAUCUCCUGUUCCAAAGCUCCUGCUUUUAGCUGGAACAGACCGACUUGACAGAACUCUGACAAUCGGUCAAAUGCAAGGCAAGUUUCAGAUGGUUGUUGUCAGACAUACUGGGCAUGCCAUACAAGAGGAUGUACCUGAUGAAUUUGCAACACUAGUAAUAAAUUUCAUAUCUCGUAACCGUAUAGGCCCACAUGGAGUUGAGAUUCCAGGACUUCGUCGGCCCUCCCAGUCUAAACCUUGAAUCAGACUUCCAGCACAGAACGGAUGAGGCUCCCCCUUGUAUUCAGAUUGAGAAUUCGCAUUCUUAGGAUUUUGUGUAUCUUGCUUUUUCGGGAGGGUGUCUUCGGUUAAUCAAAAUUGUAGUAGUUACCCAGUAAACUGUGUAGCAGUGUGUUUUGAAAUAAUGCAAUUUUCUGGCCAAGAAAUGAGCGCUU
Messenger RNA from Argentina anserina (silverweed cinquefoil), 1258 nucleotides. RefSeq lists its product as uncharacterized. Gene Ontology annotation, biological process: protein demethylation. The transcript is spliced from 13 exons. NCBI's taxonomy places the organism in Eukaryota, Viridiplantae, Streptophyta, Magnoliopsida, Rosales, Rosaceae. The record is from RefSeq and is a predicted model, not a curated record. Gene Ontology annotation, molecular function: protein methylesterase activity. Bases 1 to 1065 code for a protein of 354 amino acids.